Messenger RNA from Puccinia triticina, 3963 nucleotides. RefSeq lists its product as uncharacterized. The record is from RefSeq and is a predicted model, not a curated record. NCBI's taxonomy places the organism in Eukaryota, Fungi, Basidiomycota, Pucciniomycetes, Pucciniales, Pucciniaceae. Gene Ontology annotation, molecular function: nucleic acid binding. Bases 1 to 3963 code for a protein of 1320 amino acids. Gene Ontology annotation, biological process: DNA integration. The transcript is spliced from 3 exons.
AUGGUCGCCCCGGUCGUUGUUCCAGUGAUCCAUGAACAACCCGCUAAUCAGAACCCGGUCGAAGUCCCGGCGAAAGGACCGAAGAUAGGCGUUCCGGAUAAGUUUGAUGGCACGAGGGGCGCCAAGGCCGAGGUCUACGUGACUCAGAUCGGCCUCUAUGUCAUAUCCAACCCUCGCUUGUUCCCGGACGACCGCAGCAAGUUAUUCGCGGGUCAGCCAAUCUCGUACGUCGAAUUCUCCACCGCCUUUCAAAUGAUGUACUACGACACCGAACGACGACCACGCGCGGAGAAGGCGCUUCGCCAGCUCAAACAGACCAAAUCGGUUGCCCACUACACCUUCCAGUUCAACCAGUAUGCCCCGGAUACAGGAUGGGAGACCGCGACCCUCAUGAGCCAAUACCAGCAAGGACUCAAGAAGGAUGUUCGGCUCGCCUUAGUUAUCGCGAGGGCCCAAUUCACGGCGCUCUCCGACCUCGCCAACCUCGCAUUGAAGAUCGACAACGAAAUCAACGGCACUGAUUCCGCUCCCAUCGACGCUACCCCCACGCCGGACCCAAAUGCCAUGGACCUCUCGGCGAUGAAAGGACACCUUGCCACAACCGCCCCACACGCUACAUUUCUUAUUGACUCAGGAGCCACUCACGAUGUCUUGAGUGAAUCAUUCACCAAGAGGCUGGGCCUCACCACUAGACCCGCAGGGAUUGAGCGGACUAUCACCGGAUUCGACGGGUCCCAAAGUCUUUCAUCCCGCGAAAUAGACCUAAUUCUCGACAAUGACCCGACGCAUUCAACUUUCAUAGUAACCAGACUCAAAGACUCCUAUGACGGCAUCCUCGGCAUGCCGUGGAUCAAGAAGCAUGGACACCUUAUCGACUGGCGUGGACGCCGGUUCCGGACGGAUUCAUCAGGGGUUGCCACCGCUGACGCGGUGUCGUCUUGUCCGAAAAAAUCCUCGCAGGACGGGGAGGAGCCUGUAGCGGGGAAAGCGAGGACAAUUGACGAGGGGGUGCACACUUGUAGUGUGAUAACGCCCCCGCAAUGUGAGCCCGAUUUCCAUUCUCUUUCAUCAGAUGUGGUAGGGACAACUGGCAAACAGGAUCUCCUUUUAGAACUACCACAACCAGACCACCUGGAUCGCACCGCGGGCGCCACACUAGGCUCAGUGGAAGACAGCAUCGCAACCGCACAGGUUUCUUCUACACCGCCAAACACCUCAAGAGACGGGGAGGAGCCCGUGAGGUCCGCUAGGUUAAAUGACGAGGGGGUGCACGUUUCGUGCGUGAUUACACCCCCGCAAUGUGAGUCCACUAUCCCUCAUUACCCACUGUACCAAUUAGGAACAACUGGCAAGCGGGUACACUUUCUAGGAUUCUCACAGACAAACAGCGGAGCGGCGCCGGAUGUAUGGGCGGCCAAGGCUUUGUGGUCCACAUCGGCUCGAUUAGCGGCAGAGGCGAAAUCCUCGACACCAGCAUUGACGGCAGAAGAGCUAGUGCCAAAAUGCUACCACAGCUACUUGCAUAUGUUUUGCAAGUCGAAUGCUCUGCGGCUACCCCCCCGUCGAAAGUAUGAUUUCAGAGUAGAGUUACUUCCAGGAACGCUCCCACAGACCAGCAGAAUCAUCCCCCUAUCCCCAGCCGAGAAUGAAGCACUCGACACACUCAUUAAAGAAGGCUUGGAAAGCGGCACCAUAAGACGGACAACUUCCCCUUGGGCGGCACCGGUACUAUUCACUGGGAAGAAAGAUGGCAACCUAAGGCCAUGUUUCGACUACCGCAAAUUAAAUGCAGUGACAGUCAAAAACAAGUAUCCACUACCUCUUACAAUGGACCUUGUGGAUAGUUUGCUCGACGCUGACAAGUUCACUAAGCUAGACCUACGCAACGCUUACGGUAAUCUACGGGUGGCAGAAGGCAACAAAGAAAAAUUAGCGUUUGUUUGCCGGGCCGGACAAUUCGCGCCGUUGACAAUGCCAUUCGGGCCCACAGGGGCGCCGGGCUUCUUUCAGUUCUUCAUGCAAGAUAUUCUAUUGGGAAGGAUUGGGAAGGACGUUGCGGCGUACUUGGACGAAAUCAUGAUCUACACCCAGAAGGGCGUGGAGCAUGAGGCAGCGGUUAGUAGUGUCUUAGAUACUCUCAGCAAACAUCAACUUUGGCUCAAACCAGAAAAGUGUGAAUUCUCGCGCUCGGAGGUCGAGUAUUUAGGCCUACUGAUAUCAUGCAACCGAGUGCGCAUGGACCCGGCAAAAGUGACUGUGGUGUCCGAAUGGCCAGCCCCAGUGACAGUGACCGAAUUGCAAAGGUUUAUAGGAUUUGCCAACUUCUACCAACGUUUCAUAGGCGAUUUCUCCAAGAUCACCAGGCCUCUGCAUGAUUUAACACGCGCGGACAUACAAUUCUUGUGGGACGGACGGUGCCAGGAGGCGUUUGAGACGUUGAAAACCGCUUUUACCACGGCGCCAAUCUUGAAAAUAGCCGACCCAUACAAACCAUUCCUGCUGGAGUGCGAUUGCUCCGAUUUUGCACUAGGAGCAGUACUAUCGCAAGUCUGUGAUAAGGACAAUGAAUUGCAUCCCGUAGCGUACCUCUCUCGGUCCCUCAUACAAGCUGAAAGGAACUACGAAAUGUUUGAUAAAGAACUUUUGGCUAUUGUGGCGGCGUUUAAGGAGUGGCGACACUACUUAGAGGGAAAUCCAAAUCGACUGAAAGCUAUCGUGUACACGGAUCACCGAAAUUUAGAAAGCUUUAUGACGACUAAAAGCCUCACUCGCCGCCAGGUCCGAUGGGCAGAAACAUUGGGCAACUUCGACUUCAAGAUCGUUUUUCGACCAGGACGCCAAAGUGCUAAGCCUGACGCACUAUCGAGACGCCCGGACCUAGCCCCUACGGGGGAGGAGAAGCUCACAUUUGGCCAAUUGUUGAAGCCAGAAAACAUCACUCCGGAGACGUUCACUGCAAUAGCAGAGAUGGGGCCCGACUACGUCGAGGUGGACGACUGCUUCAUUGACGACUCAAUUGACCUCCAAGACGCGGACCGGUGGUUCGAAGUGGAUGUAAUGGGGGUCACGCAUGAGGAGGACAACAGAGAAUUAAUUCCAACGGACGUAGAGUUGAUAAAUUCCAUCCGCAAAGCCACUCUAAAAGACCAAAGACUAAUUCAGUUGAUUGGACAGUGUCAGGACACAUCGGGUGGGACAGAGGAGUGGUGCUUCAAGGACGGCGUACUCUACCGGAGAGGUCUGAUAGAAGUCCCGGCAGACGAGACAAUCAGGACUGCAAUCGUGCAGAGCCGUCAUGACUGUCGUACGGCGGGGCAUCCGGGGAGAGCCAGGACACUGGCGUUGGUACGGCGAUGUUUCAAUUGGCCGUCACAGAAGAAGUUUGUCAACCGGUAUGUUGACGGAUGCGAAUCGUGCCAACGAGUCAAGUCGUCGACACAGAAACCUUUUGGAACGCUAGAGCCGCUACCGAUACCAGCGGGCCCUUGGACGGACAUAUCCUAUGAUCUCAUUACCGACUUACCUGAAUCUAACGGCAGCAACAGUAUACUCACAGUUGUGGACCGUCUCACAAAAAUGGCCCAUUUUAUACCUUGUAAGAAGUCCACGACUGCCGAUGAUUUAGCCGAUCUUAUGCUCCGGUAUGUUUGGAAACUCCAUGGAACACCAAAGUCUAUAGUGUCCGACAGGGGAAGCGUUUUUGUAUCUCAAAUCACCAAGGAGCUCAGUCAGAGAUUAGGCAUCCGACUACAGCCUUCGACAGCUUAUCACCCUCGAACGGACGGCCAAUCAGAAAUUGCCAACAAAUCUGUUGAAACAUACUUGAGGCACUUUAUCGGCUACCAUCAAGACGAUUGGGAACCGUUGCUUGCGUUGGCCGAAUUCUCUCACAAUAACAACAGACACGCAUCAACGGGAAUUUCUCCCUUUAAGGCAAAUUACGGCUUUGAUGUGACAAUAUAA